AGAUCACGAGUCACAACUGCAAUUGAUCAGGUAUUGGAACAAUGAACGUUCCGACGGAUAUUAUAUGACGACACGUAAUUUCACUUUAAUUGGAAAAUAUUUACUGGUUUUGUACAUUUUUGCGGGAGGACUGAACUUUUGACGUUUGAUUUUUGGUUGGUCGGAGUAAACAUACCGACAGUUUAGUGGCGUACUCUAUAUGCUCGGUUGCGAAAGUGUCUCGUCUAUAUUUCUAUGUGAUAUAUGACGUAUUUCAUACUGACCAAUCAACAAGAAACGUUCGUUAUUUUGAAAAGGUGGAGAAAUAAGACUCCACGUCUUACCAGCCUUGGCAGAGUCAUUUUGACAGAAGUGUCUUUAAGCAAUUGUAUUUAGCUCCGUAUUGUUUCGAAUAUAGUGAGUGUGAUUUAUACAAAGUUAUAUAUUGUGUGAACAGAAUAUACAGACGUAUGUGUAAAAGUCAUAUUGAUGUUUAACAGUUGAGAGAUAUCAACGACACUAUUGUAUAUAUAUAUAUAUUUGUUCAGACCAUACACAUAUCACAAAGUAUUGUAUAUAUAAAUUAUUACAGAGAAAUAUUAUUAUUUAACUGUUAUCAAAGUUGCAAAACAGGAAUAAAAUACACAAUGGAUAAAGAAAAUAACAGCACACAUUAUCAAUCUACUUCAGAAACAUUAAAGGUCAAUAAUUUUAAGCACUUGAGUAUCACUGAUACAAAAAAAAGUGAUAAUAACACUGCGAAAAAAUCUGUAGAAUUGAUGCCACCACCUAAGUUACCGUUAGCACCUAAAUCAGAUUCUAAUCAAAUCCAACAAAAAUCUCAUGAAAACAUUAAAGAGAUAAAAGACAAUACAAAUGAAGAAUCCCAGGAAGUUAGUAGUUCAAAUACAGAUUAUGCAAAUACAGAAAAUCAAAGCCGGAAGAAGUGGACAUUGAUGGAUUUUGAUAUUGGCCGUCCUUUGGGCAAAGGAAAGUUUGGCAAUGUAUACUUAGCUAGAGAAAAAAAAUCUAAAUUUAUAGUAGCUAUGAAGGUGCUUUACAGAGCACAGAUAGACAAAGCCCAAAUCCUGCAUCAAGUACGAAGAGAAAUAGAAAUUCAAAUGCACUUAAGGCAUCCAAAUAUUUUAAGAAUGUAUGGAUAUUUUUAUGAUGAUAAACGAAUUUAUUUAAUAUUGGAAUAUGCAUUGAAAGGAGAGCUUUAUAAAGAAUUGCAUAGUCAACCAGAUAAACGGUUUGAUGAACAAAGGACAGCCACUUAUGUAGCUCAAUUAGCAGAUGCAUUAAAAUAUUGUCAUAGCAAGAAAGUAAUUCACCGUGAUAUCAAACCUGAAAAUUUACUUCUUGGGGCACAUGGUGAAUUAAAAAUAGCAGACUUUGGGUGGUCUGUACAUGCUCCUUCUUCUCGAAGGGAUACUUUAUGUGGUACUUUAGAUUAUCUGCCACCAGAGAUGGUGUCUGGUAAAACCCACAAUCACACUGUUGACUUUUGGAGUGUUGGGGUAUUAUGCUAUGAAUGUUUGGUUGGCCAGCCUCCUUUCUAUGCAAAAAAUAAUGAUGAAACUUGUAAAAAUAUUACAAAAUUACGGUAUACAUUCCCAAUCUUUGUGAGCGAAGGUGCAAAAGACUUAAUUUCAAAGCUUAUAGUUAUUGACCCAGAAAAGAGACUGGAUAUGGAUGGCAUACUCACACAUCCUUGGAUUGUAAAAAAUCGCAAGAUAGAUAAAGCAUAAAGUACUUAUAUGCACAAGUGAUAUGUUUUUAUUAAAAGUAGACGAAUGUUAAUGUAUUCUAUAAAUUUAUCGUAAUCCUGGUUUCUCCAAAUAGAGACAUCAGAAUAUCAAUAAUUAACUGCUAUACUAUCAAUAUAUUAUCCUAAUUGUAUGUCUAAAGUAUUCUUUCACAUGUAACUGGUUUUGGGAUAUGUGUGCUUAACAGAUAAGUUUACUCGACAGCAUUUCUUAAACGAAAAUCGAUUUGCUCACAUGACUAAUAAUAUAAUUGUUUGCACUAUUCCAGAUUGGAGCUUAGCUGGUAUAUACCAGCAGAAAAUAAUGCAAAUAAAAGUUCAUUAUGUUU
Messenger RNA from Harpegnathos saltator (Jerdon's jumping ant), 2076 nucleotides. Its product is annotated as serine/threonine-protein kinase Aurora-2. Gene Ontology annotation, biological process: protein phosphorylation. The transcript has 4 exons. The coding region runs from base 627 to 1730 and encodes 367 amino acids. The record is from RefSeq and is a predicted model, not a curated record. Lineage: Eukaryota; Metazoa; Arthropoda; Insecta; Hymenoptera; Formicidae. Gene Ontology annotation, molecular function: ATP binding; protein kinase activity.